AUGCUUGACCCACCUAAAGCGACUCUCCUUCUGCUGUUCGUCCACGGCUUCAAGGGCCAUGACCACCGCACCUUCCUCGACUUUCCCACCCGCAUCAUGACCAUCUUCACAAACGCAAAGGCAAACCUCGACGUCGAGUCCAUCGUCUAUCCACAAUACGACACUCGCGGUGACUUCAACGCGGCGGUUAAGACGUUUGCAGAGUGGACACAGGAGCAGGUCAAGAGCCGUCAGGAAUUCAACGAGAAAGUGUACAAGAAGCUGGAGGAGGACGGACAGUCAAGCGGGAAUGUUCCUCCGGUCUAUGUGUGCUUCCUCGGCCACUCCAUGGGAGGCCUUGUCGCGGCUGAUGCUGCACUAUAUCUGGAAAAGCUUCCACAAAAGUCGCCCGUCGUUGGAAUCUUGGCAUUCGACACACCCUACUACGGCCUGAACCACUCCAUCUUCACACAGGCAGCCUAUGAGCGAGCGGCAGGAUUGGCGCAAAAGGCGUCUGGUGUCUAUUCUCUCGCUUCGGCAGCCUACUUGCCCGCCGCUGCAGCUUGGAGUUCAAUGUCGGCAUCUAAAACAGGAGCAGCGGGAACAAUAGGAGCAGCGGAAGCAGUAGGAGCAGCGGGAGCAACAGCGGGAGCAACAGCGGGAGCAACAGCGACAGGGUACGACUCUAACACUCGGAGUCGGAAUCAGACGUCGUCUGCAGCAACAGUGCCUGGGGGAUUUAGCGCUGCGUCUUUGUUCUCGUCAGCAGCGGUCAAAACGGAGAAGAAGGAGCCAAAGCCUGCUAGUAGUGGAUGGGGCUGGGGAUCGAUUGCACUCGGCAUUGGAGCUGCUGUGGCUGCGACUGGUGCGGCCGUUGUUAUCAACAAGCACAUGAACGGCGGGAUGCAGUACGUGACCUCGCACAUCCAGUUUGUGGGCAUCCUCUGGAACAGUGUCCAGCUCAAACAAAGGGUGGAUGAUAUUCUUCGAUUGCCAAUUGGAUUCCACUGUUUUUAUACCCGAGUCCGCAUCCCUGCGGGCUCAACCAACAAUUGGACGUCUGGUUCAAGGACAUUUGUCGAAUUGACAUCCAUUUCGGACGUGACGGAGCCAUUCUUCUCUGCGCGCGAGUGUUCUGGUCAGGAUGAGAUUGAGGCCCAUAUGGAGAUGUUUAACCCAGCCAAGAAUUUUGAUUACUAUCCUAUGGGCGAGGAGACUGUCAAACGCGUCCGAGUCAUGGUAGAUGAGGCACUCAAGCGGGAGUCCUAG
Molecule: messenger RNA, 1248 nt
Organism: Linnemannia hyalina
Lineage: Eukaryota; Fungi; Mortierellomycota; Mortierellomycetes; Mortierellales; Mortierellaceae
Source: the annotation of a GenBank genome assembly